Messenger RNA from Lactuca sativa (garden lettuce), 750 nucleotides. The record is from RefSeq and is a predicted model, not a curated record. Lineage: Eukaryota; Viridiplantae; Streptophyta; Magnoliopsida; Asterales; Asteraceae.
AUGGCCGAUUACAACAAAAGAUCUCCUCUUGGUCCAAGGGUUCUGUCUGAAGAACAACAAGCUGCCUUGGAUACUUUGGAUCAACCUGCUAAUAGAGGAAAAAGGGUUGUGAAGAAAGAAAAAGAAGAAGAGAAGGAGAGUAAACCAAAAUCUUCGAAAGGAAAGUCUGGUGACGAAGAAACUUCUCGAUCAAAACCUAAGAAGUUUAAGAAGAUGGCUAACAGGCCCAAGGGAGAAUCUUCUCCUGGACCUGAUAAUGUUGAAGAACAGGAAGAAGAAACAGAAGAUCCUCAUGUUUCCACCAGAGAGCCAACCCCUCCAAAGUCUCCAACUCCACCACCAUCUCCUAAAAUUACUCACAUUCCAACUCCACCAGCAUCUCCCAAAAUUACAGAACUUCCCACUCCUCCACCGUCUCCUAAAAUUCAAACCCCACCUCCAUCACCGAAACAGAAAGUUCCACUUUCUGUUCCUACCGAUACACCACCUAUUACAACAGAACCAACUUCUCUACCCACUUCAACCAUCAUUUCUUCUGUUCCUAUCUCAACUACCCAAUUAUCAACUCCACUUAUAACCGAAUCCAUCACUACCACCAUUUUCCAAAUCCCUGUAAAGGUCAAUGUAUCUGAUACAGGGGCUACUACUGUGAUUGAUACACCAGUUAUAAACAUACCACCAUCACCAACCCCAUCCUCUACCUCUGGUGCUACUCUUGGUGAAGAUGAUGAGGACUAUGAUUCCCUAUAA